Molecule: messenger RNA, 1836 nt
Organism: Chenopodium quinoa (quinoa)
Lineage: Eukaryota; Viridiplantae; Streptophyta; Magnoliopsida; Caryophyllales; Amaranthaceae
Product: probable WRKY transcription factor 74
Exons: 3
Coding region: 445-1545 (366 amino acids)
Biological process (GO): regulation of DNA-templated transcription
Molecular function (GO): DNA-binding transcription factor activity; sequence-specific DNA binding
Source: RefSeq, a predicted model, not a curated record
CCAAAUUAUUUUUCAUUUUAUUUUUUAUUAAAAGAGACACUUUGUUUGCUUUUGCGCAAUUGCACUUACUUAACCCUAUUUCAGACAGAAAAAAUUAGUGCUUUGUCACAGUUGGAAGACAAAGGCUUCAGUUUCACAUCUCACUUCUAAAUUGGGUUGAUUCUCCUCUCUUCUUUUACCCAUUUUUUUCUAAAUUAAAGGGUGUUUUUUUUGGUUUUUAUGGUAUUAAAGCUGGUUUUUUUCUCAUAAAAUUCAAAAAUUUCAGCUGAAAUUCAUCUGGGUUUUUUAUUUUCUGGAAUGGGUUGUCAUUUUUUUACCACCCUUUUAAAACCAUGAUGUUUUUUCAUCUGGGUUUUCGAUUUUAGUCCUUUUUUUUUACAAAAAAAAAAAAAAAAAAAAAAAAUUGUUUUUUUUUAGGGAAAUUUAAGCUGAAUUUGGUUGAAAAUGGAGAUAGAAUUAGCCAACAAAGUUGCAAUAGAAAGUGGGCAUAAAGUUUUAGCUCUUCUUAGUGAAAAACAAGAAAUUGAAGGAAAAGUUUUAAUGGCACAAACUAGUGAUGCAGUUAGCAAAUUCAAUAGAGUAGUUUCUCUUGUUGGGCAAAAGGGUUUUGGUCAUGCUAAAAUCAGAAAAUACAAGAAUUUACCUUCAUCUUUACCAGAAAAUAUUUUCUUAGAAACCCCACAUUUACUUCCUGAAUCUGCUGUAAAACCCAUAAAUUUACUUCCUGCUUCAGGAAAUUUCAAAAACCCUGUUUCAGAAUUUGACCAGAAAGUUCAGAAUUUACCCCCAAUUGCUCAGAAAUUGUUUGCUGAAAAGCCUUCAAUUGAUUUUACUCUAUCAGUGAAACCUCCUGGCCAAAAUUCUACCCCUCAAAAUUUAUCCCAAAAUCUGCAGUUUUUACAGCAGCAGCAGCAGAAGUUUCAGCAGCAGAUGUUGCAGAGAGUGCAAAUUCAACAGCAUAUGAUGUACAAAAAUGAAAUGGCAAACAACAACAACAAUUCAUCUAUUAGUGGUGGAAGUGGGAUUAAUUUGAAGUUUGAUCAGUCGAAUACUUGUACACAAACCAUGUCAUCUAAUAGGUCCUUUGUAUCUUCAUUGAGUUUGGAUGGGAGUGUACCUAGUCUAGGCCGGAACUCGUUCCAAUUGUUCGGGUUGCCUCAAUCGUCUGAUCCGAAUUCGCAGCUUCUUAGGAGGAGGUGUCUUGUUAAGGGUGGUGAAGGUGGGAGUGCAAAAUGUGGGAGUGGCUCCAAAUGCCAUUGCUCCAAGAAGAGGAAAUUGAGGGUUAAGAGGUCCAUUAAGGUGCCUGCAAUAAGUAACAAGAAUGCUGAUAUUCCUCAUGAUGAAUACUCAUGGAGAAAGUAUGGGCAGAAGCCAAUUAAGGGGUCACCACAUCCAAGGGGAUACUAUAAGUGCAGCAGUGUGAGAGGCUGCCCAGCAAGGAAACAUGUAGAGAGGUGCUUAGAGGAACCUACAAUGCUGAUAGUCACAUAUGAGGGCGAGCAUAACCAUGCCAAGUUUAUAGCAUCUCAUUCUUCGCAGACUUGACAACGUCAGUUGAACUUUGUAGCCUAUCAUUCGGAAUUCUCAGCGUAGAUACAGCACAGCCAUACCAAUUUGUGGCCUGUGCUUUUGCUUUGCCAUUGUAUAUAUUAGUAUUAAUAUCGUCGAAAACUUGAAAACUCUAUAGCCUGAAACUGUUUAAUUACUAGAUGUUUAGUUGAGCUAUUUAGUUCUGGUUUGUAAGGUUCGAGCAACAGACCACAGAGCUAAAGCAGGAAGGCCUAUAUAAUUAAAAGGUUACAAAUUGGAUUUCCUGGAAAUCUUUUCUCUUCUUCA